AUGGCUCAAGAUGCGGUACCUGCCGCCAACGCGAUUGCAGCAAACGCUGUUGUAGCGUUUAUUGAAUACUCGGAGUACAACGGAUACAAGAUCAUUAUGCCAAAGCAAUUCUCAUCUAACGACUCUAACCUGCUCAGGGAACUGCAGGUUUAG
This is a messenger RNA of Bipolaris victoriae FI3, 153 nucleotides long. RefSeq lists its product as hypothetical. NCBI's taxonomy places the organism in Eukaryota, Fungi, Ascomycota, Dothideomycetes, Pleosporales, Pleosporaceae. Bases 1 to 153 code for a protein of 50 amino acids. The transcript is spliced from 2 exons. The record is from RefSeq and is a predicted model, not a curated record.